UCAGAAAUAGAAAUGCUUAAUAAAAAGGUUGAAGACUUAGAAUCUGAAUUAGAUCUCUAUAAAAUCCUAGUACCAGUCUCUUGCAACUGGUGCUUAAAUAUCCUUUGCACUGUCAUUCAAAGCAGACCGAAGAGCUGGGGGCAGAUGAAGAAUAGCCCAAAACUCAACAGCCCGAAAACUCAACAGCCAAAAAAAAGAUGCAAGACCAUGCCUUUUGCUCAGCUUCUCACUAACAAUGAAUCGUUGUGUUUGUUGAGGGAAGCAGAGGAGGAAGCAGAAAGAACUGCCAAUGAAAAAAGACAAAAAAAAGAAAUGGCCACCUAA
This is a messenger RNA of Racocetra persica, 324 nucleotides long. NCBI's taxonomy places the organism in Eukaryota, Fungi, Glomeromycota, Glomeromycetes, Diversisporales, Gigasporaceae. The record is from the annotation of a GenBank genome assembly.